Molecule: messenger RNA, 2786 nt
Organism: Mya arenaria
Lineage: Eukaryota; Metazoa; Mollusca; Bivalvia; Myida; Myidae
Product: probable E3 ubiquitin-protein ligase MID2
Exons: 9
Coding region: 400-1758 (452 amino acids)
Biological process (GO): innate immune response; positive regulation of canonical NF-kappaB signal transduction; protein ubiquitination
Molecular function (GO): ubiquitin-protein transferase activity; zinc ion binding
Source: RefSeq, a predicted model, not a curated record
CUGCUACUGCUGCUGCUAUAACUUGUCAUAAUGAUUUUGAAUGAUGUUGAGAGUAGAGUUUCGUUUGCUUCUAGAUAUAAUAUUGAUAACUCGGUGCUUACAAAGGAAAUAAACUACCGCCAGUCAGUAUCGACAAAUAGGACACGGAAACAAAAUCAAUACCACAAAUGUUUGUAAAGUAUUGAAUACUGCUUUAAGUACGAUUUGCACCGCAUUCUUCUAUUCAUUAGUGUUAUACAUGUACUACUUGUAAAUUACAGUUUCAACUCCGCGUUUCUCCAUUAAAAGGCAUACCACUGAAACGGGAAUACAAUAGAAUAAUAUAACUUGUGUCUUUAAACGGAGAGGUAGACAGGUUGAGAUAAACUGGAGGAUUUAAUUUAUGGUUUUUUUGUCAAAAUGGCCGGACUCGAAGAGCACGUGACUUGCUCCAUAUGCAUGGACCUCUAUGUGGACCCGUUGGCCCUACCGUGCCUCCAUAGUUUCUGUCACCACUGUAUCCAGGGUCUACUCUCUGCUUCCCUCACGUUCCGGUGCCCAGAAUGUCGUAAGGAAAUCGAAUUGGAGCGAAAUGGUAUUGACCAACUGCCGAAAAACUUUCAACUGGCAGGAAUUGUUGAAACUUACAAGAAAGAGAAGGGUGUUCCAAACAGAAGGCCGGCGGAAGGAUCUGACCAGUUGCCAUAUUGUAGACAACACAGGAUGACGUGUGAGAUUUUUUGUAAAACGUGUUCAAAACCGUUAUGUUUAAUUUGUUUGACACAAACAAACCAUAAAUCUCAUGGAUUUCGUAUUUCUAAGUGUAAGAAUGGUUCAGCAAUUACUGGCGGGAUACUGUGUACAGACCAUGACAGGCAGUUCCAGUUGUACUGCGGCCAGUGUGGAGAGCUGGUCUGCCUCGAGUGUGUCACCAAGCAACACGGUGGUCACAACCUUGCCAUCAUUGAAGAUGCGUAUGAACAUCAUUAUGGCAUUUUAAAGGCCUCUGCCGUUGACCUUGAAUCGAGGCUGAGCCUGCUGAAAGCAUCACAACAAUCGUGCCGAUUAUUAGCCCAGAAAACACAGACGGACGCGGAAAAGAAGCGCCAAGAGUUGACAAUGUACUUCGGUCGUCUGCGCGAGUCGUUGGACAGGCGAGAGUUGCAGAUGAAGAAGGAACUGAGCAGACGAGAACAGGAAACGGUGCAGGCGUUCAUGGGUAAAGCAGACGACAGUUCGAGGAAGGAGAAGGAUGUUUCAGACGAGAUCAGCAGCAUCCGGCGUCUCGCGGUGGAAAAUAAGAUGGCGUUUAUGAAGCAAUAUCGCACGCACGCCACUCGAGCGUCCGAGCUCUUGAAUGAUGAACGCUUCGAUACUCCUCCGCAGACGAAAGGUGUAGAUGACGUCACAUUAGUCACGUGGCCGUUAGAGAAGGAACUGGCCAACAUAUCAUGGAAAUGGGCGAAAGAUGACUUACGUCCGGCCCGGAAGGCGCCUCCGCCUCCUUCAGAGCGGAUACCGAGAUCCCCUGCUAUGAAUAAGCGACCGACACCUGCCGUCAGGCCGUCCAGACUUCCUGACUUGAAGCAAAACACAGCGGUGACAAGAGGAAAGGAUUGGAAGAACGGACAGUUUGACGGUGGGCCAGGUCACGUGGGAUCCGUUAUCGCCGUGGAGAGAGGCACUGAUCGCCUUAUGUGUACAGUGUGCUGGCCGAACGGCAAACAGGAUGUUUACGAGUAUGGUCCUCCUGCCAUAGAGGAAAUCAAACCCGUGUAGAACAGAGCUGGAUCAGUAUUUUAACCACUUAUGCAGUGAAAUGCUAAAUCACUAGGUCGAGUUUUAAGCACAAAAAAUGUGGAGGACUACUCGAGUGAUAAACAACUUCUUGUUGAAUGUGUUGUUGUUGUUGUCUUUUACAUUUGGCAAAUUCCUACUCCACGUUAUCUUUGUUGGUGGAUUAUGUUGAUUUUCGCCAAGUAUUAGUGCCUUAUCAAGAGGCCAUCCAUUGCUUUAUAGCAUGUAGAUAUAAAAUGCAGCUGGAAAUGAUGAAGUGUUUACGCCCCUGUGUCUGCCAGUUGGAUUGACGAACGGAUUCUGAUUAUAUAAAGUAUUGAGUAAGACAUUAUUGCAUUUACGAUUGAACUGCACUAUAUGAUGUUGAUGUAAGAACCGUGAGGUGAUUUCCAGGCGUGGUAAAAUCAACUUUUAUUAUAACGUGCCCUCAAAAGAGAUAAAGAGAGGAAAUAGUUACAUUUGGUGUUUGAAUAUUUGUGUAGGCGAAUGACAAUCGAGAAUUUUUCAAAUGUUUGUUCAUUAAUUUUACGUAUAUUGAUUUUGAUUGAAGUACCCAAUACACCAAGUAAGUAAGAGACCAAUUUUGAUGAUCUACAGAAAAUAUAGCGCCAGCUCGGUUUUUUUGUAGAUCACUCAAACAUAUAUGAACAGUUAUAAGUAAUUGCAUUUUUUAAAUACUGUCUUUGCGAAGGCCUCAUAAGUCAAAGCGUUUUAAAUAUUAAACCCAUUGAUUGGGAUACGAUGAUAUGCAAGUAAUUCGUGAACGUUUACUUUUUGGAUACAUUUUCUAUUAUUUGCAUCUGUCAAACGAAAGUUCAGAUUGUAGAUGGUGAGAUUCUGAGAGAUUUGCGACAAAGAAAAUAUACAGUGCUCAAAAGAAAGGUUCCACUUACAGACAACUUUUGUUUGUUGAUGUUCACUUAGUGCUUACUAAAAUGUUUAAGUUGCAAUCUCUUAAAGGGAUUCGUUCAUGGUUUGUAAAAUGCACUUUUUACGAAAAAUAAAGUGUG